Messenger RNA from Castor canadensis (American beaver), 2199 nucleotides. RefSeq names its product family with sequence similarity 43 member A (gene Fam43a). The record is from RefSeq and is a predicted model, not a curated record. Lineage: Eukaryota; Metazoa; Chordata; Mammalia; Rodentia; Castoridae.
ACCACUGGGCCGCUUACAUCAAGAGUAUUAUUUUUCCGUCUUGCCCGGGCCAAGCCCAGCCGGGGCUGGUGGCUCAGCGGGGCUCGCAGCCGGCGCUCGGCCGCCGCCGCCCAGCUGCGCCGGGGCGCGCUCCGGAGAUGCUGCCGUGGAAGAAGCACAAGUUCGAGCUGCUGGCCGAGGCGCCGCCGCGGCAGGCGUCCAAGCCCAAAGGCUACGCUGUGAGCCUGCACUACUCGGCGCUCAGCUCGCUGGCACGGGCUUGCCCCGAAGGCGCGCUCAGCCGAGUGGGCAGCAUGUUCCGCUCCAAGCGCAAGAAGCUGCACAUCACCAGCGAGGACCCUACUUACACCGUGCUCUACCUGGGCAAUGCCACGACCAUCCAGGCGCGCGGCGAUGGCUGCACUGACCUAGCCGUGGGCAAAAUCUGGAGCAAAAGCGAGGCGGGUCGUCAAGGCACCAAGAUGAAGCUGACAGUGAGUGCACAAGGCAUCCGCAUGGUGCACGCCGAGGAGCGCGCUCUGCGCCGCCCGGGUCACCUCUACCUGCUCCACCGCGUCACCUACUGCGUGGCAGACGCCCGACUGCCCAAGGUCUUCGCCUGGGUGUACCGGCACGAGCUUAAACACAAGGCGGUAAUGCUGCGCUGCCACGCCGUGCUGGUGUCCAAGCCAGAGAAGGCACAGGCCAUGGCCCUGCUGCUCUACCAGACAUCAGCCAACGCUCUGGCGGAAUUUAAACGCCUCAAAAGGCGGGACGACGCGCGUCACCAGCAGCAGGAGCUGGUGGGCGCGCACACCAUCCCGCUAGUGCCACUGCGCAAGCUGCUCCUGCACGGACCUUGCUGCUACAAGCCGCCGGUGGAGCGCAGCCGAAGCGCGCCCAAGCUUGGCUCCAUCACCGAGGACCUGCUCGGCGAACAGCAGGAGCAGGAGCUGCUGGAGGAAGAGGAAGAGGAGCACCCUGAAGGCUGCCUGGAAGAGGACGAGGAGGACCGUGGGGGCGAGGGGGAUCCAGAGGAGGAGGAGGCCGAAGCGCAGAGAGCGCUGGUGGUCGCCAUGCACUUCGAAUGUGGGGAUUUGUUGGACACGCUGGAGAAUGGCCGCGAGGAGGCGCUGGGGGGCGGCGGGGUCUCCCUGGGCCCAGGGACCGGGACACCGCCUCCGCUGCCGGGCAGCGCCUCUGACAUGAAGGCCCAGUUGUCGCAGCUUAUUAGCGACCUGGGCGAGCUCAGCUUCGGCAACGAUGUGCGCACCCUGCAGGCCGACUUGCGGGUGACGCGCCUGCUGUCGGGUGAGAGUACGGGCAGCGAGAGCUCCAUCGAGGGCGGGGUCCCCGACGCCGCUGCACCCGCCGGGGACUCGUCCAGCCCGACUGACAGCGCCAGCCCCGACGAGCCCCACUCUGGCUGAACUCCCAGUAGAGUCCUCCAUACAUCCCCGGAACCCCACAGUAGCUCCCCAACCACGGUCUCAGCAACCUCAGUGUUCCCCGCCUGCCCCCAGGAAAGGGGAAAUAGGGCACGUGAGGCCCAGAUCUCAGCUUGGAGCCCAGGCCUUGAGUUCCCCGUGGCCACUUUCCUCCCACCCUGCGCGCCAACACUUUUGGCUCUCUUUCAGGCGGCUUGGGUUGCCAGUGGGUAGAGGCGAAAAAAGGAGUAAAUCCCACAAAGGAGAGAGAGGCAGCCCUCUAUGGUGGGGGUGAGGGAAGGCCCAGCUGAAGUUGGAAAAGUCCAUGGGCAUGAGGUGCAGUUUCCUGUUUGUGAGGCCAGCUGGGGCCUGAGCAGGGGGGGUCAGCUUCCUCCUCCUACCCCUCCCACCCUCCCCUCACUGGGAGGCCUCGCUCUAUCAUUGACUAGCCAUUAACAAAAUCUCCCUCACAAGGUUUCAGGCUUUAAUGGCACCCCCUUCCCCAGUUCUUUUUGGUGCAAGAGAGCUUGGGCUGUUUACCUCAGACUCAGACUCUUGAAAUUCUGCCAAAUUCCUCAAAUAACUGUUUUAUUUUUGGUGGGGGAGUGAAUAUGAAAGAAAAUUGCGUUUUGUUUACAGUUAAAGACAUCUAAUAUCUAAAAAGGAGCUGUCCUUUAGAGACACACACCUUCCUCCUGUCCCAAAGAGCUCCCUUCCAUGAUGCUGUGUAAAAUAUUUUUUGCACUGUUGUGAAGUAUUUUUGACGUCUUUUUUUUGUACAUAACUGUGUUCU